Messenger RNA from Vitis riparia (riverbank grape), 726 nucleotides. RefSeq names its product protein RADIALIS-like 1. Lineage: Eukaryota; Viridiplantae; Streptophyta; Magnoliopsida; Vitales; Vitaceae. Bases 179 to 484 code for a protein of 101 amino acids. The transcript is spliced from 2 exons. Gene Ontology annotation, molecular function: DNA-binding transcription factor activity. The record is from RefSeq and is a predicted model, not a curated record.
GAGUGCUCUUUCUUGACUCUUUUCAUCAUUCUCACUAUUCUUGACCUCAAUUUCAGCUCUUGCAACCUCCCUUUUUCACCUCACCUGAUAACCUCCUUUACUCCAUACCUUACAACCAUUCUAUAGUAUUCCCUCCCUAUCAACACUUCCUAAACUUGCAUCCAUCCCACCCUAAGAAAUGGCAUCCAGCUCAAUGUCCUCCCGCAGCUCUGGCUCAUCCUGGACUGCCAAGCAAAACAAAGCCUUUGAAGAGGCGCUUGCAGUGUAUGACAAGGACACCCCUGACCGCUGGUACAAUGUUGCCAGGGCUGUUGGUGGGAAAACCGUGGAGGAAGUGAAGAGGCACUAUGAGAUCCUUGUUGAGGAUAUCAAGAGCAUCGACUCAGACAAAGUGCCCUUCCCCAAUUACAAGACUACCGGAGCUAGUGGCCGGUCCAACAUGAGCGACCAGGAAAAGAGGAUGAUGAAUCUGAGGCUCCGCUGAGCAACAAAUUCAGAAUCUCAGAUCGCGGACCAGAAUGAUCCAGUGCUAUUCCCGUUCUAAGAUCAAGAAUUGCAGUAGCAAUUCUACCUAUAUAUCUACUACUUUUCUGCUAUUCUCAUUCCAGUUUUCUUCUAUGAACGAAUCAAAGCAGAGAGCAUUGCAUCUAUGUCAUCUGCUUCUUGUUAGUGUUGUUGUUUCGAUGAAUUUCCUAUGAAUAAAAUAUGUACUAUGUGUUUCUCUUC